UAUUCCCACAUAAGAUGUGCACUAAUACGCUUCCAAAAUCCAAAAAACAAAAGAACAUAAAACCCAAACAACCAAAUCCAGUUAGGUGGCUUCAUUUCCAUUCUCACCUACCAACGCUUACUACUCUUCCUUUUCAGAAGCCAUUUUGAGAGAAGUGUUCAGAAAUGGGUCUGUACACGAGCGUGAUGGAAGAGAUAGCGUUUUACACGGGGCUGUCUCCCGCCGCGUUUUUCACCGUUUUGGCUAUGAUGGUCGUCGUUUACAGAACCGUGAGCGCCAUGUUUGUGUCCCCCGAAGACUACAACAAACCGCCCGUUGUUUCGGCCCGAACUCACCCCCAGUUCGAAGACCCCGAACCGCCUCGCCAACCGGUCCAGUUGGGUCAAGUAACGGACCGGGAAUUGCUAGCGUACGAUGGUUCCGACCCCAAUAAACCGCUUUUGAUGGCAAUCAGGGGUCAGAUCUUUGACGUGUCCACUGGCAGGAAUUUUUAUGGUCCCGGAGGACCUUAUGCAAUGUUUGCAGGAAAGGAGUGUAGUAGAGCCCUUGCACUUCUGUCUUUCAAACCUGAAGAAAUUAAUGGGGACCUCGAAGGUUUAGGUGAGUCAGAGUUUACAAUAUUAGAGGACUGGGAAUUUAAAUUCAUAGAAAAGUAUCCAAAGGUUGGCCUCCUCAUUCCAGAAGAAAGAGCACCAAAAAAAGAGGAACAAGUUCAAGACAGUUUGGAAAAUUCCAAUGAAUACAAGGAUGAGACAAAAUAGAAACCGUUAUAUUGUAUAGGUUGCUUGUAACCUAGGGAUUUCUAUAGGGCUUUUGAAUCACUGAUAGUUUCAAAGUACAGCUCGGUAAGUAGCACGAACACAUUGCGAGGCAUAUUUGUCCACUGGAUAGUGGUCAUGAUUUCAACAUAAACCUCUUGCAUUUGGCCAUAUUAACACAUCUCCCAAGUUCAUAUAUGUAAAUGGAUAUCGAAAAAGAAAUCUAGUUAUCAUAGCUUGUUGUACUCA
Vigna angularis (adzuki bean) is the source of this 1007-nucleotide messenger RNA. Its product is annotated as membrane steroid-binding protein 2. Bases 165 to 761 code for a protein of 198 amino acids. Lineage: Eukaryota; Viridiplantae; Streptophyta; Magnoliopsida; Fabales; Fabaceae. The transcript has 2 exons. The record is from RefSeq and is a predicted model, not a curated record. Gene Ontology annotation, cellular component: endomembrane system; membrane.